AUGGCGUCCCCGGCGCUGGCGGCGGCGCUGGCGGCGGCGGCGGCGGCGGCGGGCCCCAACGCGAGCGGCGCCGGCGAGGGGGGCAGCAGCGGGGACGCCAACGCCUCGGGCGCCGCGCCGGGGGCCGCCUGGGGGCCGCCCCCGGGCCAGUACUCGGCGGGCGCCGUGGCGGGGCUGGCUGCCGUGGUGGGCUUCCUCAUCGUCUUCACCGUGGUGGGCAACGUGCUGGUGGUGAUCGCCGUGCUGACCAGUCGGGCGCUGCGUGCGCCACAGAACCUCUUCCUGGUGUCGCUGGCCUCGGCCGACAUCCUGGUGGCCACGCUGGUCAUGCCUUUCUCCCUGGCCAACGAGCUCAUGGCCUACUGGUACUUCGGGCAGGUGUGGUGCGGCGUGUACCUGGCGCUGGACGUGCUCUUCUGCACCUCGUCCAUCGUGCACCUGUGCGCCAUCAGCCUGGACCGCUACUGGUCGGUGACGCAGGCCGUCGAGUACAACCUGAAGCGCACACCGCGCCGCGUCAAGGCGACCAUCGUGGCCGUGUGGCUCAUCUCGGCUGUCAUCUCCUUCCCACCGCUCGUCUCGCUCUACCGCCAGCCCGACAGUGCCGCCUACCCGCAGUGCGGCCUCAACGACGAGACAUGGUACAUCCUGUCGUCCUGCAUCGGCUCCUUCUUCGCGCCCUGCCUCAUCAUGGGCCUGGUCUACGCGCGCAUCUAUCGCGUGGCCAAGCUGCGCACGCGCACGCUCAGCGAGAAGCGUGCGCCCACGGGCCCCGACGGGGCGUCCCCGACCACUGAAAACGGGCUGGGUGCUGCGGCGGGCGCGGGCGAGAACGGGCACUGCGCGCCCCCGCGCCGCCCGUGCGCCGACGUGGAUCCGGAGGACAGCAGCGCGGCGGCGGAGCGGCGGCGGCGCCGGGGUGCGCUGCGGAGGGGCGGGCGGCGGCGCGCUGCGGGGGAAGGGGGCGCGGGCGGCGCGGGCGGCGCCGACGUGGCGGCGCCCGGGCCGGGGCCAGGAGCGAGCGAUUCCGGUGCGCUGGCUGCCGCUAGGUCCCCGGGUCCCGGCGGGCGCCUCUCGCGCGCCAGCUCUCGCUCCGUCGAGUUCUUUUUGUCGCGCCGCCGCCGGGCGCGCAGCAGCGUGUGCCGCCGCAAGGUGGCCCAGGCGCGCGAGAAGCGCUUCACCUUCGUGCUGGCGGUGGUCAUGGGCGUGUUCGUGCUCUGCUGGUUCCCCUUCUUCUUCAGCUACAGCCUGUACGGCAUCUGCCGCGAGGCCUGCCAGGUGCCCGACCCGCUCUUCAAGUUCUUUUUCUGGAUCGGCUACUGCAACAGCUCGCUCAACCCGGUCAUCUACACCGUCUUUAACCAGGACUUCCGCCGUUCCUUUAAGCAUAUCCUCUUCCGACGGAGGAGAAGGGGCUUCAGGCAGUGAGCCGCGUGCCCGGCCCCGCGCAGACCCUGG
Molecule: messenger RNA, 1458 nt
Organism: Enhydra lutris kenyoni (northern sea otter)
Lineage: Eukaryota; Metazoa; Chordata; Mammalia; Carnivora; Mustelidae
Product: adrenoceptor alpha 2C
Exons: 1
Coding region: 1-1428 (475 amino acids)
Biological process (GO): platelet activation; adenylate cyclase-activating adrenergic receptor signaling pathway; regulation of vasoconstriction
Cellular component (GO): membrane
Molecular function (GO): alpha2-adrenergic receptor activity
Source: RefSeq, a predicted model, not a curated record